UGCUGAUUAUGCAAGAAAGUUUCGAAGAGACCAUUCUGGGCUCCCAAUUUUUGUCAUUAAAAUUUAUCAUAUUAUACUGUUUUGGCUUGAUCUCCAUUUUCUCGGGGAUGGCAGCAAUUGCUUAUGGAUAUACUAUCCCUGGUUCUCUACUCAUUCUUAUGAUUCCCACGGGCUGUUGUUUAUAUUGGCCAUUGAAGUCUUUGAACUGGAGCAGAUAUUGCCGCUGUUUGAGAGGAAUCUGUUGUUUCGCACCUGUUGAUAUAGAGACGCCAAAUCAACCGACGACACCGCAAGUGCUUACAGAUUCCUCGACGCCUCCGCAGUCCCUUGCAGAUUCCCUGACGCUGCAGCAACCGCUUGCAGAUUCCCCUACGCCGCAGCAACCGCUUACAGAUUCACAUGUUGUGGAAUCUGCAAGCGCUGCCAGACAAAGCGGUUGAGUAGCAGCUUAUUCAUGAUCUCCUAAAAGAUUAAUGAUUGCCGUCCAAAAGGCAAUCAAUACUCCAAUGUCAAAUGAAAUUUUAUUUUUUAACUGUUAACUUCUUUAAUGUUUCAAUGUAUAUAUUAAACCGACUUAACACUUUUUAGUGA
Argiope bruennichi is the source of this 591-nucleotide messenger RNA. RefSeq lists its product as uncharacterized. Lineage: Eukaryota; Metazoa; Arthropoda; Arachnida; Araneae; Araneidae. Bases 9 to 440 code for a protein of 143 amino acids. The transcript has 3 exons. The record is from RefSeq and is a predicted model, not a curated record.